AUGGCUAUGAAUCGAUCAAACCCAAUCUUCUUUCUUGUGCUUGUGUUUCUCCUUGCAGGAGAUCUCAGCUCGAACAUCUUCGCCAAUGCUCAGUCUGUAGAAUGUAACACCUUUUGGCAAUUACCAAAGGAUUCGGAUGAUGGUAGAUAUAAAUGCGGUGGAAAAGAUCCUGAUGGAAAGAAGUAUAUUUAUUCGUGCUCAUGGUGCGGAAGGGGAGAUAACAAACCAUGCAGUGCCAAAGACUGUGUUCCCGCCGGCAACGCACCUCGGGUUAACACAAGGGGAGCAUUCCCUUGCGAUGCCGGAGAGGAUGAAAAUUACGAGAGCCAGCCAGUCAGACCUAUCUUCUGCUACCAUAAGAACGCACAAGGACUCGAGGAUACCUACCAUUGCGCAAGCCGUCAUUUGAACCAGCAAUGUCCUCUGAAUUUAUGUAAGCGCACUUUAUAA
This is a messenger RNA of Melampsora larici-populina 98AG31, 450 nucleotides long. RefSeq lists its product as uncharacterized. The record is from RefSeq and is a predicted model, not a curated record. Bases 1 to 450 code for a protein of 149 amino acids. The transcript is spliced from 5 exons. NCBI's taxonomy places the organism in Eukaryota, Fungi, Basidiomycota, Pucciniomycetes, Pucciniales, Melampsoraceae.